Messenger RNA from Daldinia childiae, 1395 nucleotides. Its product is annotated as putative choline-phosphate cytidylyltransferase. Gene Ontology annotation, cellular component: nuclear envelope. The transcript has 4 exons. Gene Ontology annotation, biological process: CDP-choline pathway. Lineage: Eukaryota; Fungi; Ascomycota; Sordariomycetes; Xylariales; Hypoxylaceae. The coding region runs from base 1 to 1395 and encodes 464 amino acids. Gene Ontology annotation, molecular function: phosphatidylcholine binding; choline-phosphate cytidylyltransferase activity. The record is from RefSeq and is a predicted model, not a curated record.
AUGUCAUCUCCUUCAAGCUCCUCACAUGCGGGCAAGCGUAAACGUCCAGCAACCUCGAGCUCUGCUAAGAUGGACGAAAACCCUCUAUUGCAGCCCUCCUCGAGAGACGCAUCUGGCGAAGAAGGAGAUACCACAGCGCCCGAGUCCGGAAAGCUAUUACACCGCAAGUCGGAAUCUGCUUCCAACUCGAACCCGGCGAAACGACAACGUGCUAAUUCCGAUCGUACCUCUGCCCUCGAGGCAGCUGGCCAUACCGUAGAUCCCGGUGAGCCAAGCGACACUACCGAAGCGAGCAUUGAUAUCGCCGAUCGAGUCACUAGGAAGAGUAGGAAACCUACUACCCUUAGGGAUACCAUGACACAAGAUGAUGAGAGGAGGAAGCAAGCUGCUAUGCUACCGCCUCCAACCGGGCGUCUUGUACACCCCGUUGGAUACAAAACGAACCCCCCACCCGCUGGACGCACUAUCCGGGUUUAUGCUGAUGGUGUCUUUGAUUUAUUCCAUCUCGGUCACAUGCGCCAGCUUGAGCAGGCGAAGAAGGCAUUCGACGACGUUUACUUGAUGGUUGGUGUUACAGGCGACGAAGAAACACAUAAACGCAAAGGCCUAACGGUUCUUUCUGGAUCAGAGCGUGCCGAAACACUCAGGCACUGCAAGUGGGUUGACGAAGUUGUCGAGAAUUGCCCCUGGAUUGUAACGCCGGAGUUCCUGGAGAAGCACCGGAUUGAUUACGUUGCUCACGAUGAUAUUCCAUACGGCGCAGCCGAAGGCGAUGAUAUUUAUGCUCCUAUUAAGAAAGCUGGAAAAUUCCUGGUAACACAGCGAACCGAGGGUGUGAGCACAACGGGUAUCAUUACAAAGAUUGUCCGCGACUACGAAAAGUACAUUGCUCGCCAAUUGAAGCGAGGGACAUCACGCCAGGAGCUUAACGUGAGCUGGCUCAAGAAGAACGAGCUCGACCUCAAACGUCAUGUCCAGGAUCUGCGUGAUAAUAUCAGAGCAAACUGGACUACGACAGGUCAGGAACUUAGCCGUGAGCUCCGUCAGUAUUGGCCCGCAAGUCGACCUCAAAGUCCAGCCCCGGGUGGCCGCUUUAACUUUCCUACCACACCAGGCCCUUCAAGUUCGAAUGGUGAUGUCAAUUUACGAGAGGCUGCUGCCAUGGCCGCUGCUGCCAAAUCACCCACUACGCCGGGCCCGUCAGGCGAGAGGACACCAGCUCCUAAUGAUUUUAUUACCGGUUAUACACUUGGUCUAAUUGGUGGCGUGAGGUCUUGGAUGACCAAGAAUCGUCGUAACCUCCGCGAUAGUCGGCCGCCAAGUGACGACGAUUCGGAGAGCGAGGAUAAGAACAUUAGCAACGACCACGGGCGGGUAGUCGCGUCCACUAGUUAG